Dromaius novaehollandiae (emu) is the source of this 1378-nucleotide messenger RNA. RefSeq names its product inhibitor of DNA binding 3 (gene ID3). Gene Ontology annotation, biological process: cell differentiation; circadian regulation of gene expression; negative regulation of transcription by RNA polymerase II. The coding region runs from base 202 to 579 and encodes 125 amino acids. The record is from RefSeq and is a predicted model, not a curated record. Lineage: Eukaryota; Metazoa; Chordata; Aves; Casuariiformes; Dromaiidae. Gene Ontology annotation, cellular component: nucleus; cytoplasm. The transcript is spliced from 3 exons. Gene Ontology annotation, molecular function: protein dimerization activity; transcription regulator activity.
GGGCGGCGCCGGGCAGCCCCCUCCUUAGUGCGCCAGCGAGGUCCCGGGGGUUGCAGGUCCCAGAGGUUGGGGGUCCGCGGGGUUGGGGGCUCCGAGGUCCGGCGGCUCCGAGGUCCCAGCAGCGGGGCGAGCAGAGUCGCGGCGCCCACCGAGGCGGCAAGGCAGCCCUCCGCCCCCCUCCCCGGCCGAGCCAGCCCCACCAUGAAAGCCAUCAGCCCGGUGCGGUCCGUGCGGAGCUGCUACGAGGCCGUGUGCUGCCUCUCGGACCAGAGCCUGGCCAUCGCCCGGGGCAGCAGCAACAAGAGCCCGGCGCUGGAGGAGCCCAUGAACCUGCUCUACGACAUGAACGACUGCUACUCCAAGCUGCGGGAGCUGGUGCCGGGCAUCCCGCAAGGCACCAAGAUGAGCCAGGUGGAGAUCCUCCAGCACGUCAUCGACUACAUCUUCGACCUGCAGAUCGUGCUGGAGGAAGAGGCCAAGGGCCGCGACCCUUCCUCCGAGGCCACCCUGCUCUCCCUCAAGGCAGCCGAGCUCGCCUCUGAACUCUGCUCCAAAGACGAGAGAAGUUUGUGUCACUAACGCCUCCUCCACCAGCAAACACGCAGCGAGUGUCGGUUCCUGAUUCGUUAUCAGCCGGAGGUAAAUAGCAGCUUCCUCUGCGGCGCCAGCCUGUCUGCGGACCUGCCUCUGAUGUGCCGGCGGAGUGACAGGGCCCUUUCUGUCCCCGCGUCCCCCCCGCCGCCGCCGCCCGCCCGCCCGCAGGUGCGGGCUGGCCCCGCUCGGCCCCCCGCGGCCCGGGCCGCCCCGUCGGGGGGGGCCCCGCGGCCCCCCCCCCCCCCCCCCGCAGGCGCCCGCCGGGGGCGAGGCGCUCCUGGCCGCCCGCUUGCACCAUCCUCGGGCUCUCUUCCUCCUCCUCCUCCUCUUCCUCGGCUCCAGUUUUACCUCCCAAGGAGCUGCCAGCGCUGCCCACUCCGAAGCGCGGGGCCGCCGCCUCCCUCCUCCGAGCGCCGAGUCUGGAGCGUCGCUAGUAAAAUCCCGGCUUUAUUAGGACUUAAAACCAGAACGAAUAUAAACGAGACACUUUUUUUUUUCUAACCGAUAGACUGGUGAAGAUGCAGUUGUCUGUAUAUUUUUGGAUUAUAGUGAUCGAGUUCUUUUUAAAGGUGUUUAAGGGGAGGGGGGUGUGGGGAGGGGGGGCAUCCUCGAAUACAAACCAAACUCUGGGGCCGCGGCCUCGUGUAUUGUGGAGCUCUAUACUAGAGUAUAACGUUUGUACCUUUUGCAGGAAGGUGAAUUUCUGCCGACAUGCCUUGUACUUGCUUUAUAAACUUUUUAUAAAAGUUAAAUUUUUACAUAAUAAAACAAAGGUCGUUUCGAA